This is a messenger RNA of Dioszegia hungarica, 1722 nucleotides long. Its product is annotated as putative Cleavage/polyadenylation specificity factor. Gene Ontology annotation, biological process: termination of RNA polymerase II transcription. The coding region runs from base 1 to 1722 and encodes 573 amino acids. The record is from RefSeq and is a predicted model, not a curated record. Gene Ontology annotation, molecular function: RNA polymerase II complex binding; mRNA binding. Lineage: Eukaryota; Fungi; Basidiomycota; Tremellomycetes; Tremellales; Bulleribasidiaceae. The transcript is spliced from 5 exons. Gene Ontology annotation, cellular component: mRNA cleavage factor complex; cytoplasm.
AUGGCGUACCAAUCCUACUCGUACGCCCCGGCUCCGUCCUACGGCCUCCCUCCACCUGCACCUUCAUACGGCUACUCAGCUCCCGCUUCGCAGCACUACCAGCCCAUCCCGCCGCCCUCGGCCGCCCAACUUGACCCUUUCCGAGCAUGGUACGCCGACCGCUUACGGGAACUCACCUUCAAUUCGCGUCCUCUUAUCCAAGAGCUGUCCAUCACGGCGAUGCAGCAGCGGGAUCAGAAUCAAUGGGCAAACAUGACGGCGGUAGUAGAGGAGAUUGAGAGUGCUGUUUAUCGGUCACCCCCACACGAGAAACUACCGAAGCUCUACCUCCUCGAUUCCAUCUCGAAGAAUGUCGGACAACCCUACACCACCCAUCUCCUCCAACAGGCCAUUCCUCGGCUCUACGUCCGCACGCAUCGCGAAGUCGACGGGGUGACCAAGGUGAAGAUGGAGGAGAUGAUUUCCCUCUGGCGCCGGUCCGGUCCGGGCGGAACCGAGCUGUAUGGUCCUGCCGCGCGCGAGGCGGUCGAGCGGGAGGUGUUUGGUGCGGGCGGAGUGGGCGGAGCGGGCGCAGGUUCAGGUUCAGGUGGGCCCGGGCAGCAAAGGAUGAAUGCACCUGUUGGCAUGGGCGUCACGCGCGAGUCGGUCCUUGCGGCUAUUCAUGCGACGAUUGGGGUCAAGCAGGGCGAGGCUGCGCAUCGGGCAUGGGAUAGGAGCAUCCAGACGCAGUUGACGGCGUUGAUGGGGCUGAGCGAGAUGCUUAAUACGAGGCAUGUCCAGCCGGCUGAGCUGCAGCAGAUUAUGGAUCAGUUGAGGGGGAUGGGACCGACCAUCGCCCCGUCUUAUCCACCCUCGCACGCUAUUCCCUCGCCGUACCCGCCUGUCAACGCAGGCGCCGCUCCGGCUCUCCCUCCCUUCGCUCCCACACUACACAACUACGACCAACCCCUCCGGUCCAGCCACACUCCCCCUUAUCCACCCAAUAUCGACCUGCCCUCCACGUCCGCCGCUCCAGCACCAGCACCGGCACCUCCCGUUGCGCCCAUGUUUGACGCCAAUAUGCUCAAUAUCCUCAACAGCCUCGCUGGCGCUGGCGCACUCUCCAUGCCGGGAAGUACACCCCGUACGCCCGAAGCUGCGCCUAUUCCGCUCAAAGUGGAGCGUACCAGGCUGGAUGACUAUGAGGAUAUGGUGCUCGGUCUGAACCUCUCGCUCUCCAAUCUCGACAUGAACCGUAUGACCGCUCUUCCCCUGCAACACCUCCCCGUCCAGUGCUCCCAGUGUGCCGCCCGGUUCCCAUCGGACGGCGAUCAGCUCAACGCGCACAUGGACUGGCACGCCCGCCGGAACAAACAAGAGCGGACAUCUUCCGGCCGGGGCGCACACCGGCGCUGGCUUCCGCGCGCGGACGAGUGGGUCCGGGAUAUCCCUGUCGCGGGGUCCUCGACCGCUCCUGAUACCCUCGCCGGGAUGGACGCCAACGGUAACGGUGCGGGUCCGAGCGGGGAGUCUCCCGUCAAAAACACCUCGGGUAAGAAGUGGGUGAGAGUACCGGAGGGACAGGGCGCGGGUGGGGCGGGCGCUGUGUGCCCGAUAUGUAAAGAAGGGUUCAAGCGGGAGUGGGCGGAAAGUGAGGAAGAGUGGGUGUGGAGGAAUGCGAUCGAUAUCAGUGGGAAGGUCAGUUUCUGUCGUCUUGUCUUUGCACAUAAGGGAGAAGGGUAG